This is a messenger RNA of Pseudocercospora fijiensis CIRAD86, 1062 nucleotides long. RefSeq lists its product as uncharacterized. The transcript has a single exon. Lineage: Eukaryota; Fungi; Ascomycota; Dothideomycetes; Mycosphaerellales; Mycosphaerellaceae. The record is from RefSeq and is a predicted model, not a curated record. The coding region runs from base 1 to 1062 and encodes 353 amino acids. Gene Ontology annotation, molecular function: oxidoreductase activity, acting on the CH-OH group of donors, NAD or NADP as acceptor.
AUGGAGUCAGACGAGACCAUUCUUGUGACAGGAGGCUCAGGUUUCCUAGGCUCAUAUUGCAUCCUCCACGCACUCAAGCAAGGCUACAGACUACGUACGACGGUCCGCAAUCUCAAGCAAUCCACAGGCAUCCGACAAGCUCUACGAAACGGCGGCGCGACCACCUCUGAAGCGAACAGCGUGCGCUUCUUCGUGGCAGAUUUGAAUAAAGACGAUGGAUGGGAAGAAGCCUGUGCUGGCUGUGACUUUAUCCUCCACGUAGCCUCUCCUCUCACGUUAGUAACGCCGAAAGACGAAAACGAAUUCAUCGCCCCAGCAAGAGAUGGCACAUUACGCGUCUUACGCGCCGCGAAGAAGACGGGCACAAUCAAAAGAGUUGUCGUGACCAGUUCUCUCGCUGCCGUAAUUUUCGGACACAACGCUCGAGCAGCGAAUGAUCCCUUCACAGAAGAAGACUGGGCGAACCUAAAAACUCCACAUCAUCGCGCCCCCGCCUAUCAGAAAAGCAAGAUCAUCGCGGAGAAAGCUGCGUGGGAUUUCAUAGAGAAAGAAGGCGGGAAAAUGGAAUUGAGUGUCAUCUGCCCUUGUGGGAUUUUCGGUCCGAUUUUGAAUUCGAAGCUUGCGGCGAGUUUGGACCUUCCACUUCGCCUUCUCAAUGGCACUAUGACGGGAAUUCCGAAUCUGGGUUUAGGUGUGGUUGAUGUACGCGAUGUGGCGGAUUUGCAUCUUCUCGCGAUGAAACAUCCGAAAGCGGAGGGGGAACGCUUUAUUGCUCAAUCUGAUGAUCGAUUUGUUUGGAUCAAGGAUGUGGCGGAGAUGCUUAGGACUGGGUUGUCGGAUGGGGAUUGUAAGAAAGUGGCGAGCUGGAGGAUCCCGAGCUUCGUGGUGCGUGUUAUGGGACAUUUUGAUGAUGCUGUGGCUCUUGUUGCUCCGGAGCUUGGUAAAGCAAAGCCGGCUUCGAAUGAGAAGGCGAAGGAGCUGCUGGGCUGGCAGCCGAGGAGUGCGAAGGAAGCGAUUUUGAGUAGUGCGGCGAGUUUAAAGGAGUAUGGACUUGUGAAGUGA